UGACCGGAUAGGAAUUUCCAUCUUCUUGUCGAGAUGUAAUUACGGUUCACAGAUAUCCUGUUGGCACGGAGACUUUGUCACAUCUGGGACGGUUGACUGUAACGCACUUGACUUUGGAGUCGGCCGAUCCUCCGUGGAACGCCUCCAGUGGGUCCAAAAUGCCGCUGCUCACCUGUGGACCGGUACUCGUAAGAGGGAGCGCAUGGCUCCCUUUGCCGGGUCAUUUUGGAGUUCUUUAGAAGAUCCUGUCAUUUGUUUCCAAAUCUUGAAAUCGGCCAGGCGCUAUUCGAGGUACCGCAAACUAAGUGGAGCUUCGGAGGAGACCGAGGCUUUUGCAUUGCCAUUUCAGCCCAUAGCUCUUUUCUUCACUUAAAUCCUCAAACCGGUGAUUAACAUUUCAUAUGUGGGGCGGGGGGAAUACCAGUACCAACAUUUGGCUCAUCCUGCAUACACUGAGAAACAAGAGGUGAGUUCAGGGUUGAAACCUCAUAACCGUUACUAUUAUUAAGUAAGACGUGUUCAUUUGAAAUAUACGUUUCUUUUUCAUUUACAUUUAAACAUGUAAACUUAAGAAAAAAGUGAAUGUGGGGUCGGGGGCGAAAAUAAAUACUCUUAUUUUGACAUAUCUGUAAGUCGGGACCGGAAGUGAGCCUUCGCGUCAAGUGAGCCUUCGCGUCUCACGGUUGUCUUGACGAAAAUGUCUGGUCGAGCGAGCAGCUGUCAAACCGAAAGGGGCGUGGAGAGAGAGAGAGGGAGAGAAAGUCCUUCCGUGCUCGCUUCGGCGUUUCCCCAUUAAACCUCGGCCUCGCCUCUUUCUCCGGUGCCGGACGACUUGACUUUUGUUUGUUUGGUUGUUUUUAUUUGUGGGUACUGGGCGGACCUGUUGUGGUUUAUCCCCCCACUCCCCCUUCCCCUCGCCGGCUGACGGACAACAUUCGACCGGAGGAAGAAGAAGGAGAAGCGGGAAACAUGGCCACGACGACCUGUACGAGAUUCACGGACGAGUAUCAGCUGUACGAGGAGCUCGGCAAGGGCGCCUUCUCAGUGGUGCGUCGAUGCGUCAAGCUGUGCACGGGGCAGGAGUACGCCGCCAAAAUCAUCAACACCAAAAAGUUAUCUGCCAGAGAUCACCAGAAGCUGGAGCGAGAGGCUCGCAUCUGCCGCCUGCUCAAACACGCCAACAUCGUCCGUCUUCAUGACAGCAUCUCCGAGGAGGCCUUCCACUAUCUGCUCUUUGACUUGGUGACCGGAGGUGAAUUAUUUGAGGACAUCGUCGCCCGAGAGUACUACAGCGAGGCCGACGCCAGCCACUGCAUUCAGCAGAUUCUGGAAGCCGUUCUUCACUGCCAUCAAAUGGGCGUUGUGCACCGAGACCUGAAGCCGGAGAACCUGCUCCUGGCCAGCAAAUGCAAGAACGCGGCGGUGAAGCUGGCCGACUUUGGCCUGGCCAUCGAGGUGCAGGGAGACCAGCAGGCCUGGUUCGGCUUCGCCGGCACGCCGGGCUACCUGUCCCCCGAGGUCCUGAGGAAGGAUCCCUACGGCAAGGCGGUGGACAUCUGGGCCUGCGGGGUGAUCCUGUACAUCCUGCUGGUGGGCUACCCUCCUUUCUGGGACGAGGACCAGCACAAGCUGUACCAGCAGAUCAAGGCCGGGGCCUACGACUUCCCGUCCCCGGAGUGGGACACGGUGACCCCGGAAGCCAAAAACCUGAUCAAUCAGAUGCUGACCAUCAACCCGGCCAAGAGGAUCACGGCCCAGGAGGCCCUCAAGCACCCGUGGGUCUGCCAACGCUCCACGGUGGCUUCCAUGAUGCACAGGCAGGAGACGGUGGAGUGCCUGAAGAAGUUCAACGCCAGGAGGAAGCUCAAGGGCGCCAUCCUCACCACCAUGCUGGUCUCUCGCAAUUUCUCCGUGGGCGGCAGGCAGUCCGCCGCUCCGGCCUCCGCGCCUGCGGUCACGGCGGGUAGCGCCGCAACGGGGCUGGAGGAACAAGCGGCCAAGACUCUGCUCAACAAGAAGGCCGACGUGAAGAAACGCAAGUCCAGCUCAACUGUGCAGUAUAUGCCUCAAAUAGUCACCAGCCCCAAAGGAAACAUCCCUUCACCUGCUCUGGAAUCGUCGGACAGCAGCAGCACCACCGUGGAAGAUGAAGAUGUCAAAGCCCGCAAGCAGGAAAUCAUCAAGCUGACCGAGCAGCUGAUUGAGGCCAUCAACAACAAAGACUUUGAGGCUUACACCAAGAUCUGCAACCCGGCCUUGACGUGCUUCGAACCCGAGACGCUGGGCAACCUGGUGGAAGGCCUGGACUUCCACCGUUUCUACUUUGACAACCUGCCGCCCCAAAACCACAAGGCCGUCCACACCACCGUCCUGAACCCUCACGUGCACCUGAUGGGCGAAGACGGCGCCUGCGUGGCCUACGUCCGCCUGACGCAGUUCGUGGACGGGCAGGGUCGGCCGUGGUCCAGGCAGGCGGAGGAAACGCGGGUGUGGCACCGCCGCGACGCCAGGUGGCAGCACAUCCACUUCCACCGCUCGGAAGCUCCCGCCGCCAUGCUGCAGUAGUCGGGUGUGGCGCGAAGGGGGGGGGGGAGAUCCGCUCAAUCGGGCGGGACGGAGGGAGGCGCCAGUCCAAAGUCCAACAGGAACUCCCUCACGCACGCACACACGCACACGCACGCGCACCCCCUGUGAAGCCUGACUUGUGUCACUGCACUGGAAACACCACGUCAAGUUUCAAGUCCUUCUUGCAAGACUUUGGAUUCCGGAUUUGUAGCAUGAAAGGGAGCCACGCCGGCGCUUUCUAGUUGGACAAGUCGUCUGGUUUUGAGUUCAGGACGUAUGCAAACGUGCCGCGGCUUUUUCUUUCCUCCGCUGGGUGAUGCUCGCGGCGCCGCCCGUCACGUCGAUUGUGAUCUUGCUAUUUUCAUUUCUGCAAAAACGCUCAGGCCACCGCCUCCCCAUUCAAAAUUUGCAAUAUUGAACGCAGAGUCGUCUGCUGACCGCCCCCCUUAAAUAAACGAAUGCCACAUCGGAGCGUAAAUAUGGAUAUACAAGUAAAACGUAUUCGGUUAAGGUGCAUACAAGGGGGAGGGGGCUUCUGCUUUUGUUUGCGGCUUUUGACAGUUUUCAUUGAAACGCUUCUGAGCGCAAAAGAAACGACUCUGCUCGAGAAAAUCCCUUUUUCAAGCUGUUUAUUUUGCGGCAAAACUUUCUAACCCGAUGAUGCCCCCCCCCCAUUUAAAAAAAAACAGAAACUAGCAGCAUUUGCAGUCCAAGCGUGUUGUUCUUUCUUAGCGCGUUGACGACAUAUGAUUCACGUUGGGAAUCAGUCCCUCCUUUUCCCGUCUAACAUUUUUAUUGGUCACAAAACAUCCAGAGACAAAUCCAAAAAUCGCUCUUGACCUUCUCCUCCAUCGCUCGAUAGAGACAUUUUGUGAACUAGAUAUUGUUUUGCUUCCAUUUUUGUUGUUGU
This is a messenger RNA of Hippocampus zosterae (dwarf seahorse), 3475 nucleotides long. Its product is annotated as calcium/calmodulin-dependent protein kinase type II subunit beta. NCBI's taxonomy places the organism in Eukaryota, Metazoa, Chordata, Actinopteri, Syngnathiformes, Syngnathidae. The transcript has 21 exons. Gene Ontology annotation, biological process: protein phosphorylation. Gene Ontology annotation, cellular component: neuron projection; cytoplasm. Gene Ontology annotation, molecular function: calmodulin binding; calcium/calmodulin-dependent protein kinase activity; ATP binding. Bases 970 to 2565 code for a protein of 531 amino acids. The record is from RefSeq and is a predicted model, not a curated record.